GAGAGGAUUCUGCUCCGAGAGAGAUUCAAUCUGGGCGAGAGAGCAAAUACACGAAUUCUCGAGAAAGUGACGGAAAAUAAAAACAAAAAUGCUUAGAUCACGAUCACCAUCGCUAUUAGCUUUAUCAUUUUUCGUUACAUUCUUCAGCAUCUCUUACGCUCUUUACGGACCGUCAUCGCCAGUGGUUCAGCUCACUCCCUCCAACUUCAAGUCCAAGGUUUUAAACUCGAAUGGAGUUGUUCUGGUUGAGUUCUUUGCGCCUUGGUGUGGUCAUUGUCAAGCUUUAACACCUACAUGGGAGAAGGCAGCCAAUGUCUUGAAAGGAGUUGCUACUGUGGCAGCCCUUGAUGCUGAUGCCCACAAGUCCCUUGCUCAGGAAUAUGGGAUUAGAGGAUUUCCUACCAUAAAGGUUUUUGCCCCUGGAAAGCCUCCAGUAGAUUAUCAGGGAGCUAGGGACGUCAAGCCUAUUGCAGAAUUCGCCCUCCAACAGGUAAAGGCACUUUUGAAAGACCGUUUAGCUGGGAAAGCUUCUGGAGGAUCUAGUGAGAAAUCUGAACCUAGUGCAUCUGUUGAACUGAAUUCCCGCAAUUUUGAUGAAUUGGUGCUCAAAAGUAAAGAACUUUGGAUUGUGGAGUUUUUUGCUCCUUGGUGUGGACACUGCAAAAAACUAGCUCCUGAGUGGAAGAAGGCUGCUAAUAACUUGAAGGGGAAGGUGAAGCUCGGUCAUGUUGACUGCGAUUCUGAGAAGUCUCUCAUGAGCAGGUUCAAUGUGCAAGGAUUUCCUACCAUCUUAGCAUUUGGUGCUGACAAAGACAGCCCAAUUCCUUAUGAGGGUGCUAGAACUGCCUCUGCAAUUGAAUCAUUUGCUCUAGAGCAGCUUGAAACAAAUGUUGGACCUGUUGAAGUGACAGAGCUGGCUGGCCAGGACGUCAUGGAGGAGAAAUGUGGCUCAGCUGCCAUAUGCUUUGUUGCUUUCUUGCCCGACAUUUUAGACUCCAAGGCAGAAGGAAGGAACAAGUACCUGGAGAUGUUAUUGUCAGUUGCAGAGAAAUUUAAAAGGAGUCCUUACAGCUAUGUUUGGGCUGCUGCUGGUAAGCAGCCAGAUCUUGAGAGGCAUGUAGGUGUUGGUGGGUAUGGGUAUCCUGCUCUUGUAGCCUUGAACGUGAAGAAAGGAGCAUAUGCUCCACUCAAAAGUGCAUUUGGGCUCGAGCAUAUAAUCGAGUUCGUCAAGGAAGCAGGACGUGGGGGCAAGGGAAAUUUACCUUUAGAGGGCACCCCUGACAUUGCAAAGACAGAACCAUGGGAUGGUAAAGAUGGAGAAAUCAUUGAAGAAGAUGAGUUCUCCCUUGAAGAACUCAUGGGAGAAGAUAUAGCAAGCAAGGAUGAGUUGUAAUAAAAUUGGGAUAGAAGAGUCAGGAGGAGAAUUUAGGCUAAAGAAGAUUUUGAUGUCACGGGAAAUGUGGUUGUGUCAUGAUUUGGUUUCACAAAUUGAAUCGAUAUUUAGGAGGACUUGUUUUCCAUAUAGUGAAAUGGAAUUCUGGCGAUGAACAUGCUCAAGUCUGUUGUUGUCUAAUGUAAACCCUUCCAUAUCUUUCUCAGGUAACAUUAUUUGGUAAGAGGGAAAUUGUAUAAAGAUGAUAACUUGGUCAUUGUUGGAAUGGGCGGUUGGUUAAUGGCUCCUUGUUUUGUUUGACAA
Messenger RNA from Theobroma umbraticum, 1696 nucleotides. RefSeq names its product protein disulfide isomerase-like 2-3. Gene Ontology annotation, cellular component: endoplasmic reticulum lumen. Gene Ontology annotation, biological process: response to endoplasmic reticulum stress. NCBI's taxonomy places the organism in Eukaryota, Viridiplantae, Streptophyta, Magnoliopsida, Malvales, Malvaceae. Gene Ontology annotation, molecular function: protein-disulfide reductase activity; protein disulfide isomerase activity. The record is from RefSeq and is a predicted model, not a curated record.